CUUCACUCUUACUAAACAAGCGUUGAUCGCAACAGCAUAAACAUACCCGAACCCCUCACUGUCACUUUUUACUUGUUUCCAUCAUGAACACCAACCAUUCCAUUCUUUCCAACACCAACACGAAAACAACCACCUUGGCACUGAUGAUGCUGGUCAUCAUUACCCUCAUCCAUGUACUCUGUAUUGAAACAACAUCGGCUGCGCCGAUCAUCGAAGCACGUGGUAUUAGCAGCUGCUACAAGAAGGGCAACGCGAAAUUGACAAUGUACUGGAUCCCCAAGGAAGGCGACGUGGACAUGCUCAACAAUGGCAAGACGGUCAAGUUGACUGGAUCCAAGACCAAGAGUCUCAAAACAAUCAGCGGCAAAACCAUUGCCAAAGUAGCGUCUGUGACGUACGAUAAAUUUCAAAUGGAAGGCACGGGUCUUUUGAAGAGUGGCAAGAUGGUCAACCUGGGCGCAAACAAGAACGUUUUCAUGGAACUCGACCGCAGCGAGACACCGUACGGACUGGGCGACAACAGCAAUGGCCUUGUACCAUGGGUGAGCGUUGCUUCCAACGACAUGAAACGAGGCACCAAGCUCUACAUUAAAGAAUUCGACGGACUCAAGCUCCCGAACGGCCGUACCCACAAUGGAUGUGUCCGUGUCGAUGACAAGGGCUGGUCCUUUUCGGGUUGUCAACUGGAUUGGUUUACCCUUCAAUAUUCGGCUUACAAGGAGUUGGUCGACACAGUCGGUGAUGAGAUCACGGUGGUUGAGAAAGAUUCUUGCCAACUCAAGGAUUACGUGACCAAGACUGUCCAGAAAUGGGCUGUAUUGUAGCUUUCACCUUUUUUUGAAUAUUUUUUUUUGUAAGGAUUUGUAAAUAUUACAAAAAUAGAAGAAAAAGCAAAUGUGUACAAUUUUUUAUAAAGGAAC
Zychaea mexicana is the source of this 920-nucleotide messenger RNA. RefSeq lists its product as uncharacterized. The transcript has 3 exons. The coding region runs from base 84 to 824 and encodes 246 amino acids. The record is from RefSeq and is a predicted model, not a curated record. Lineage: Eukaryota; Fungi; Mucoromycota; Mucoromycetes; Mucorales; Lichtheimiaceae.